Molecule: messenger RNA, 3386 nt
Organism: Arachis ipaensis
Lineage: Eukaryota; Viridiplantae; Streptophyta; Magnoliopsida; Fabales; Fabaceae
Source: RefSeq, a predicted model, not a curated record
GCAAGUGAGAAUUGCAAGAAAGCAUUUUUUCCAUAGCAUACUUGGUUUUAGAAGGACCAGGAUACCAUUAUGAAUAAAGAAUAAUAACAAUAAAUCAUUUGCUAUGCUAUUCUAUAAAUUUACUAAUACUAAAGCCAGAAGAAAAUAAAAAAAUAUCAAAUACAGAAUAGAUGCAGUACAACUUUAUGAAGUCAGUACUUAGAUUCACAAUUUUAUAAAAGCAAAGUCCAACAAUUUCAGAUGGAAGUUCAACAAAGACUAAUUCGAUUGUUUCUAAUGACCCCAUGUGAAAGGCAAUCCCAAGCACCUGGUAAAAGCUAGGUCCUUCUUUUUAUAGUAAUUUUCCAUCAAAAUCUCCCUCGGACUAUACUAUAGUAUUUGAUGAAAUCUGCUAUACUAAAGCACCUAUAUAAUUGAGUAAGCACUCAAACUCAGGAGAGAAAGGUUAAUUUAAUGAUUUAGCUUGCUGGAUGUUUGUUAUGAAGGAAGACGAAACGUAUGAAGGGGAGUGGAUCCUCUUCAGUGAAAAAAACUGGAUGGUAUCCAGUGCUUAAUCUAACCAUUCAUUACUCUCUCUUAUUUAUUUUUGGUCCCGUUUAUAGAAUCAAAGAUGAGAAAUCACACUGGAUCUUGUCAAGUAUUAAAAAAACUGGAGAGGAUUCAUUUCCGAAAACAUAUGUACAUUCAAACGGUAUGGUUAACUGUUUGUGGCAAGUGGCAACUACAUUAAAACUGGACAUGUAAUGUGUAAAGCAGCAUGCAACAAUAUCUUACAACGUUGUUUUCGGGCUUAGUCCAGUAAAAUCCUUGAAUACUGAAUAGUAAUCACAAUCAAGUUUGACGACACGAGCACAAGUAUCAUUUCUCAUAUAGCAUCAUUGAAAUCAAAAGGAAGCUAAUAAUUUGCAAAAAUACAAACAAUCACGAUGAUGAAGAAAUCAUCCUUAUUAUAAGUUAAUAACCCAUGAUAAUUUGGAAGUAUAUAUGAAGCAGCCAACGAGAUACUCGGUUGGAGACUCCAGCUUGGUGUGCAAAUUAAACAAGAGUGGAGAAGUUGCGAUUGAUCAGCAAGGAUCUAAAGCAGGGUGCAUGCUAGCUGAAUAUGCAAAUGAGAGGCAAGCUAUAGUUGAAAACUAACCACACAAUAAACACAAGUUGAUUGUUCGAAUGUAUAUUUUGAACAUGUAGAGAUGUGGAUUGGACAGGAAAGUUGGCCCAACACUCAAACCCAAUACAAAAAAAAAAUGCAUAAUAUUGAAAGUUUAAAAAACUAUAAAAUCACGCGCUUUGUUCAGUUUCAUCAACUUAGAAUAUAUAGUUUGACUUCACUCAAGUUCUUAGAAAAUAUAGUUUAUGACAUCAUUCACAAGGUACUCAAAUAAUACAUAGAAAAUGAAGGUAAACGAUUGCCACUUAUUAUAAUCGGGCCAUUCAAGGGUUGAGUCCAGUUUUUUUCCGUCCCAACAUUUGGUAUUAAGAUCCUCGGUUCUGAAAAGAAAAUCAAGGAAGGUUUUCAAACAUGGCAAAUAUUAGGGAGUUGCAUGCUGCUGCUUGGUUAGGAGAAAUAGACACUAUCUACAAAGUUAUUGAGCAGGAUCCACGCAUUUUGGAGGAAGUUGAUGCAGUACCGUUUGUCAACACUCCUUUGCACACUGCUGCAUCUGCAGGCAAAGUCGCUUAAAUCUCCAAUUUUACUAUUUAAAUCAUAUUACAAUUUUAGACCUUUAAUAUAUACUCUCUUAAUAAUUUUGUGUAAAAUAUGAUUUUUACUCUCUUUUACAGGACAUCUAGAGUUUUCCAUAGAGAUUAUGAGAUUGAAGCCUUCAUUUGGUGGUUUUAGUCCAAUCCACCUUGCAUUAAAAAACAAUCAACACAAUCUGGUGCGUCGCCUUGUAGAAAUCAACAAAGAUCUCGUUCGUGUUAAAGGAAGAGGAGGCGUCACUCCUUUGCAUUUUCUAUGUCAAUCUGGUGAUGAUAAUGAAAACAUCACACUUUUAAUUGACUUGCUUGAAGCAUGCCCUGAUUCUAUUGAAGAUGUGAAUAUGAAAAAUGAGACUGCACUCCAUAUUUCGCUCAUAAAUGGAAACUUGAGAGCCUUUCAAAUUCUGGUUGGCUGGGUCAGGAGCAUUGUCCGUGAGGAUGCUUAUUCUUUAGAGCGCUCUAUUUUAAACUGGAAGGAUUCAGAUGGCAAUACCAUUUUGCACAUAGCAACACUCAAUGCUAACCAACAGGCUGUUGAUUUAUUGAUGAAAAGAGUGAAGAUAAAUGCCAAGAAUUUGGAGAAUCGAACAGCAUUAGACUUAGCAGAAGCUCUUGCUUUACCAACGAUUAUAAAAACAUUAUUGAAGGCUAAAGCAAAACGGGGUGUAUCAAUUGAUGAUGAUUCCAAUCGUGAAAACAAAUUAAAAUUUAACUCAACUCUGACACUUUUGUUCAUACUAAUGAAUCACACUAGAAUGCAAGUAAGUGAACAACAACGCAACGCUGUCAUGGUAGUUGCUACUUUCGUCGUGACCGCACUUUAUCAUACAGUUCUAAAUCCCCCAGGUGGACUCACUUAGGGUGGUAGCAACAAUGGUCCAAAUAGUAAUAAUCUUGUAAACGCUACUUCAUCCCUCAAUUUUACUGCAGUAGGAAAAUCUGUCUUGUCAAGCAAUGUUUUCGGUUCUAUUACAUCAUUGAACUUUCUCACCCUUUGCUUCGGGGCUACCAUGAUUUCUGGGUUGAUGCCAACUACAAAAUUAUCCAUUUUUGUAUUAAUCCCACUUGGGUUGUUUCUUGUAAGUUAUCUAGUAUCUGCGACACUCAUAUCGCCGUUAGAUUAUUAGGAAAAUAUUUCGGUAUGAUUGAAGGUGCUUGCUGUGGUGUUCUUGUACUCUCUUUCUUUUGGUUUCCUGUGUGUGACCUCCUGUUUUCGGCGUUCAUGUGAUAUCCCUACCUAGACUUUUUUUAGUUGUUCUUCCAGAUGUGGUUGAAUUAAUAAUCAAACUAGUUUUUGAAAUUACAAUUGUAUCUCAUUUUAAUUUUUAAAACUUUGAUUUAUUUAAUUUGGUCUUUCAAUUUAUAACUUUGUUUUUUGAGAAAAAAGUUAGCAAUACCUCACUUCUAAAGAGAAUCAAAUUACAAUUAUGAACAAAAAUACUUCUCAAAUAGUGUAUCAAAUAUAUAUAAUUUGGAAAACAAUUUGAUCUCAAGCACAUUUUCAUUUGGAAAAUAAUUAAAGUUCAGUGAUAACCUGAGUUAAACUUGCACCCUUUGGGGUGAAGGUCAUCUGUGCUUUAUGAUUCAGGCUUGUCGCAUGAGAAACAUCAUUACUAGUCUCCCCUUGUAUCCAUGGCAAGCUAACCCCAUCUUUUAAACCAGGAAUCUAGGUAUUAUUGGUGGGU